AUGGAUGCGGCUGCGGCUGCUGCGGGUCCUUCGUCCGGGUCAAUCGCGGCGGCGCUCGACGUGACCGUCUCGGACGAGAACAGCAGCAACAACGACAGCACCGACCCGGCGGCGGUGGCCACCGCCCGGCCGCCGCCCAAGAAGAGGCGGCGGCUCGUCAUCUCGUGCGUCGAGUGCCACCGGAGGAAGCAAAAGUGUGACAGAGGCUACCCCUGCACCAACUGCAGGUCCCGCGGCAAGGAGCACGCGUGCCGCUACGAGACGGCCGCGACCCCGGGCGCCAAGGCCGGCAGCGGCGGCGGCGGCGGCAGUGGUCCCUCUACCGCCGCACCUGCCCCUUCAACCGGCGAAAACACGCCGGCACAGCCAGCAAGCGACGGCGGCGGCGGCGACGACGGGACUGGGACGGGCAAGGCGGCCAACUUUGGCUACGCCGCGGCGGGGGGCGCGUCCACCAUGGGGUUCCUCCGGCGCAUCGACCGGGCCACGUCGUCGCCGGGCUUGGCGGGGGACUCGCUGACGCGCAUCACGGCCGAGGCGGGCCGGCUGGCCGACGACUUUGGCACGCGCGAGCGCUACCGGUGCCUGAUCCGGCAGCUGCCGGCGCGCGUCUACGUCGAAAAGCUGGUAGAGGUGUUUUUUGAAAAGUACAAUAUCCACUAUUACCCCCUAGAAUACGACGUCUUCAUGGCGCAGCUCGCCGAGUGGAACAGUCUCCCCUUCAGCGUCUUCACCACGGUCGGGCCGCGCGGCCUGAGCCCUACCCUGCGCGCCUUCCCGGCCGUGCUCUUCCAGGUCGCCGCCAUGGGGCUCCUAUCGCUGGGCAGCGACGAGCCGCACCCCGUAUACGACGCGCUCAAGUACGCGGGCGACAUGACGUUUGAGGACGUGGCCUCCGACUACAGCGAGUCGGGCGUGGCAGUGCUGUCGCUGCUGGGCAAGCGGCAGAUGUCGCUCUGCACGGUCCAGGCCGGCUUCAUCCGCUGCUUCUUUCUCAAGUACAUGGCGCAGGUGACCGAGGCCUGGCACGCCAUCGGGGCUGCCAUCCGGGACGCGCAGGAGAUCGGCUUGCACCGCGAGGACCAGGACCCGCGCCCGGUGGUCACGGUCGCGGCCGGUGUCGAGGGCGAGGGCGAGGACGACGCGGCCGCCGCGGCCGUGCUGCGGAACCAGUGGGAAGUGCAGCACCGCCGCUCGCUGUGGCACAUGCUCUGCCUCUGGGACGUGCACACGGGCCUGGUGCUGGGCCGGCCCCUGACCACCGACGGCGACGCCCAGCCACCUUUCCCCGUUGACUGCCCCGUCCCGACGGGCGGGCUCGAGGCCCGGUCCCGCACCGCCGUGCUCCCGCGCGGGCCCGACGACCCGCCCACGCCCAUGACGCGCAACCUGUGGACGGUCCGGCUGCUCCCGCUGCUGCGCGAGGUGGCGCGGCUCGAGGCGUCGGGCCCCUGCCCGCGCGACUUUGACCGCGUCGACCAGAUCCACCGCGAGAUGGAGGCGCUCGAGGCCCAGAUCCCGCCCUGCUUCCGCGUCGACAACCCGGACACGCGCUUCGACGACCACCCGGCCUGCAGGGGGUGGCUGCGCGGCGUGCGCACCAUCCUGCCGCAGCUCGCCUCCUUCGGCUACUUCGUCCUGCACCGCCCUUAUGUCUUCACGCGGCCACGCAGCCGCGCCGUGGCGCUGCGGGCCUGCGUCGACAUGCUGAAGGGGCAGCGCGCCCAGUUCGAGGGCAUGGCGCCCGAGGAGCACCGGUCCUUUGCCGUCUUCUUCGGCACCUUUGACGCCAUCGUGCUGCUCGCCACCGUCUUCGUGCUGUUUCCGCGCGAGCACCCGGACCUGCUGCCCGACGCGCUUCAGCACUUUUCCUGGGCCGUCGAGCGCUUCGAGGUGCUGUCGCGCCGCAAUAACCUCGCCCGGUCCGCCGUCGCCGUCCUGCGUGCCAUCUGGGUCCGCCUCCAGCGCUCGCUCGCCCGGUCCUCGGCCGUGGUGCCCGUGGACCCGCGGCUCGCGGCGGCGGCGGCGGACAGCGACGUCAUCAGUCCCUUUUCCAGCGGCAGCGGGCUCCUAGGCGUCACUCCAUCUACGGCGUCGGCUGCCACGGCAGCCGUGCCGUCGACGAGCGAUGUUAGCAUCAGCAUCAGCGGCGGCGACGGCGACGGCGACGGCAACGGUCACGAAAACAGCAGCGCCGGCGGCCUGGACACGCUCCUCCUGGCGCGGACGUCCGCCGAGCCCUGGUCCCUGCCGUCCGACUUUGACUGGUCCAGCAUCCAGACGCUCUACCCCACGACCGACCUCGCCUACAACGAAUUGAUGACUGGCGACCAUGGCGCCUUUGCCGGUGCCGGGGGCUUCCUGGACGACGGCGGCACCGAAACAGCCGUCCCCGCGGAGCUGCAGACGUGGCCGCCGCCGUCGCACGGCUUCUUCGGCAGCGGCGGCGGGGAGGGGGAUGCCCCUGCUCCCGGGGUCGUCCCUGCAGGCGCUGCCGCCUCAGGUACCGGCCUGGCCGGUGCUGACUCUGGCGGCACGCAGGGGCAGCAGAACAACACGGCUUGGCAGUUCGAGGGAGACUUUGGCGAUGACAGCAUCUGGCAGGUGCUCAACCUCUACACCCCCUUUUGA
Messenger RNA from Gaeumannomyces tritici R3-111a-1, 2631 nucleotides. RefSeq lists its product as hypothetical. The coding region runs from base 1 to 2631 and encodes 876 amino acids. Gene Ontology annotation, cellular component: nucleus. The transcript has 3 exons. Gene Ontology annotation, molecular function: DNA-binding transcription factor activity, RNA polymerase II-specific; DNA binding; zinc ion binding. Gene Ontology annotation, biological process: regulation of DNA-templated transcription; DNA-templated transcription. The record is from RefSeq and is a predicted model, not a curated record. NCBI's taxonomy places the organism in Eukaryota, Fungi, Ascomycota, Sordariomycetes, Magnaporthales, Magnaporthaceae.